Rubroshorea leprosula is the source of this 931-nucleotide messenger RNA. The record is from the annotation of a GenBank genome assembly. NCBI's taxonomy places the organism in Eukaryota, Viridiplantae, Streptophyta, Magnoliopsida, Malvales, Dipterocarpaceae.
GAUUUUUUUAACAUGUCAGCAAGUCUAGACCCCUCCCAAUAAUUUUUUUUUUUCAUUCCUUCUUUUCCUCUUUUCUUUUCUCUUUCUUCAACUUCUGCAAAUUCAAACAUUUCAACCAAUCUCUAUCUUUAUGGCUUUAUCAUCAUCAUCAAAUAAUAAAACUCACAAACAAAAAAAAUAAAAAGAAAUUUUUUUAAUUUUCUACCAUUGGGUUCGAAGGAACCCAAGCGUGAGCUCCAUCGAACCCAAUGCUUGGGUUCCCUCGAACCUUAGCGCCUAGGUUCGAAAGAACUUGCACUUGGGUUCCAACGGACCUAGGCGUGCUGGGUUCAAAGGAACCCAAUGCAUGGGUUCUUUGGAUACCAUGCGUGGGUUACUGGUCAUCAUCUUUGGCAACAAAAAUAAUCCUCGGGAGAACAAUCCCAUCAGAGGUGGAAGCGAUGGUGGGGUUGUGGGAAGGGGAGCGAGGGGGGAGGAGCGACAGUAGAUGUAAGAGGCAAGGAGGAUGGUGGAGAGGAGAACGAGGCAACCAAGGGUGAUGGCGAUGGAGUAACCAAGGCCUAGAUUGUGGGGUUUCCUGUAGAUUCAUUGAGUCUUGGCGGUGAGAAGGGGAACAUACAAGGAUGAUAAAGGUGGUGACCAAGUUUCUAGCCAUGGAAGAUUUCGAUCUCGUGGUGGAAGCAGUGGGGGUCGGGGAAAAGGAGUGGUGUAUCUUAGUUUACCGAUCUGCUUUGCUUUGGACGACGAGGUGGCAUGGCUAUCUUACCCUGUCAACGAUUGGUGAGAAGGAAGGGGUUUGGUUGGCUUCAGGAGGAAUUGGGAAUUGUUUUGUCAAUGGUUGCUAAGGGGUGGCUGCUAGUGGCGAUAGCUUUUUUUCGACAUGGGCUUGCGUUUCGCAGUGGGAUUGCUUGAAUCAAAUUUUUCGAUAAUU